AUGCCACAGAAUAGCACAACCGUCACCUGUCUAGCAUUCGUAAGUGCCUUUGUUGGUGCUAUCUAUGUGCCGGCUCAGGACGAAAUCAUGUCAAUCUUUGACUGCAGCUACGAAAUUGCCGUGCUCCCUCUUUCCUUGAGGGCUGUCUCCGCUGUCACACCGCCUAUCUUUAUUUUGUUCAUGGUUGGAGCGGCUGUGUUUCAGACGAUGCGAGACCUGACCACCUGUCGCUUCUUCGCUGGCAUUCUUGAAUCCCCUAACAUCACCAAUGCCUCCGCUACGAUUUUGGACUACAUCCCUCAAAUGUACCGUGGUCCAAGAGACUGGCUUUGGACGCAAUGGGCUGCGAUCGUAAUGGCUGCCGCUACAUACCUCCCUGUUCUCCUAACGAGGAAAUCUUACCAAGACGUGAUUCUUAAGCGUCGCGCGAGAAGCUUUGGUCUCUAUGUCCAAUACUUCUUUGGCACGUUAAUUCAGCGACCACUACAUAUGCUGGUUACUGAGCCUAUCGUUGCAUUGGUCAGCUGUUACAAUGUCUCCAUUCCUUGGACUUUCAAAACCUACUAUAAUCUCGGCAAGUCUGCACAAUCACUCUCCUACCUCGGUGUGUCAUUGGGAAGCUUGGCUGUCUGUAUUCCAUUCCCUUUUAUCGACAUCUUCUUUUACCAGCGGCGCCUACGUUCUUGGAGACAAACGUACGGAAGCGAGCGAAUGCUACCCAAGAACCGUUUUAUCCCGGCAAUGGCAGCUAGUCUCUUGCUCCCCGUCAGUCUUGUAGUUGGAGGCUGGACGGCCCAUUACCGUGUCCACUGGAUGGUUCCGAUUUUAUUACAAGGAGUGGCGAUGCUUUCCUGUCUUCUCAUCUAUGCUGGCGCGAUUUUGUGCGUGUUGGAUACCUAUGGACCACUUUACGGAGCGUCUGCAUCUAGUGCAAUGAUGUUCAGUAGGUACUUUGUGGGCUUCUUGUUUCCUUUAUUUUCCCUACGCAUGUUCAAACGACUCGGCGUCGGGUGGGCAACCUCAUUGUUGGCUGUGUUGAUGCUGUUGAUGGCACCGAUUCCUUGGGCAUUUUGGAUCUACGGCGAGCGAAUAAGAAAGAGAAGCAGUUACGAAACAAACUCGGUAUAUGGCGGUACACCCUCGGAUAGAAACGAGAACACAGCAAUGCUAGCUCGCAUGUUACCAAAGCCUAGCUUCCAUGCACUUCCUACUGAGCGCGGUCAUGCCCACCGAGAGUCCUGCUGA
Aspergillus novofumigatus IBT 16806 is the source of this 1245-nucleotide messenger RNA. RefSeq lists its product as uncharacterized. Gene Ontology annotation, molecular function: spermidine transmembrane transporter activity; spermine transmembrane transporter activity. Bases 1 to 1245 code for a protein of 414 amino acids. Lineage: Eukaryota; Fungi; Ascomycota; Eurotiomycetes; Eurotiales; Aspergillaceae. Gene Ontology annotation, biological process: spermidine transport; spermine transport; transmembrane transport. The transcript is spliced from 6 exons. The record is from RefSeq and is a predicted model, not a curated record.